AUGAGGCUGGCUCGCAAGGCAUGGCUCGUCCUGCUGUCCUUAAUGUACAGCUCAGCAUCGUCUUCCCUGCAGCAGACAGAUGUGCUGCGAGGAAAGUUUUCCUCUGUCCAAGCUCGUGGGCCAGAACGCAGUGCGGUAAAAGGGAAAUUCCGAAACCGCUUGGGGCAGGUGACGUCAACAUGGAUGAACGAGAGGCAGGAAGUGAACGAUGACGAUGCGGGAGUUCGGCAACUUCAGCUUGAAAUUGACAAGCUCAUCGAUCAAUGGACAGCCAACAACACCAGGGCGUCAACCCCCAUGCGCUCAGUUUCUCGAUCCACUGCGUAUCCCUUGUCGCCAUCCAUGAACAUGCUUCCUCUGCCUGUGACUCCAUUCAGAGCUGGCUUGUUUAGAAGUUCUCCCAUGAGAGCGGGCUCGGAAUCACCCAUGCUCAAUUUCGCUGCUCUGUCCCCAGGUGGGUUUGAUCUGUCAAAGUGCACAGAUGGCCUGGCUCAGCUAGCAAGGUUGGUAGACAGAGAAGGAUUGAAGGAGCUAUGGGUGGAUCCAAAUGGCAACAGCAUCUUUGAGGCUGUUUCUCAACAGAUUCUUGUACAUCCUCCUCUCCGACGACAGGCUGAGUUCAUGGGUUACACUUUCGGGGUUGUUAUCGAGGAGUUGGAUGGGGUGAAGUUGUGGAGGAUCCCUUCAGCCGUUGUGAAGAUGCGCAAAGACAUCGCCAGCUACUUGAUGGAUCUUGCAGACAAGCAGAACAACAUCUUAGACGACUUGGAGGAUGAAAACGUGGAUGAUUUCCUUUCAAGGAUCGUUGAAGAUCGGCAGCCUCUAGGGAACAUUGCCAAACAAGUCAUGGCGGAAUUCUGGUCAGUACCGAUCAGAUGUCUGGUGAUAAAUGAAACUGGGUUGGUGCAAGAGUAUGUAUAUCCUUCUUCACAGCAGGGGGAGGUUCAGAAGCUCAAAACUCAGAUAACUCUCGUUGAAUGCGGAGGAAAUUUCUGGUCACUCGCCAAUGAAGACUACUCUCCCCGGAUCUCACCCUCGCCGGAAUCAUUUUACUCUGCUCCUUCUCGAAGUGUUCAAAGAGUAGAUGAUGGUGCUGAAAGAGACCGAGCUGGAGGCCCAAGUUUGCCAACCGCCUGGCAUGAUGAACUCUCAGGGUUGGAGGACGAUGGAUUGCAGCGGAUGCAGCAGCGGGGUGUUUGGAAGCAGGAGCAAGAGGGUCAAGAGGAGCAGGAAAGAGAGCAGGGAGACACUGGCAAGGGGCGGAGGAGGAAUCUGCGGCACCAGAAGAAGCGAAAGUUGCGGUCCGGUUCACCUCGCAGCCCAGCUCCAGUUCAACAGCUGGAGGGUUCUUCUUCAGAAGGAGGGUCACAGAAUCCCCAGCAAGCAACUCCUAAGCUUUUGAAGAAUGCCAGAGAGAGAGUCAGGCCAGCAGGAGAGUAUGUUCAACCGAAGAUGAAGACCCCGGACCCUCCCAGCGAGGAAGUGAAUCCUGAGCCAAUCCAGGAAGUGACUUCAGCACCUCCACAAGUGGAUAGGGCUCGUGCGAGCGAGGAGGAGAAGGAAAGAGAAUCAAGCAGGCAGGCGGCCAUGCUGCAGGGCUUCAUGCAGCUCAUGCAGGAGAGGGACGGGCAGCGGGAUCAGAUGAUCUCGCAGAUGCAGAAUCAGACGGGGAAGCUCAUGUUGCAAGUGAUGCAAAUGAUGAGCUCCAACUCGAAACAAGAGGAGAAAGAUUCUCUGCAAGACACUCUCAAACCUCUUUCUGACAGUCUGAGAACUUUCAAAGAAGAGCUUAACACAAGGCUCAACAUGAUUGAAGAGAAGCAAAUGAAGUUGCAACAAGACCGUAGUGAACAGAGGAGAGAAAGGUUGCCAUCUCCUCCACAAGUUGGGCAAGCAAGAGAGUCAGAGGGCAGGUCAAGAGAGAGCAGGAUGGACGUGCAGGCGCGAGAAGAAUCAAGGAGGGAUGAUGUCCGUGAGAAGCGAGGGAGAGACAGAGAUGGGGAGGAUGGGAGGAGAGCGAGAGGAAGGGGGGAUGAGAAAGUCAGACACGUUCGGUUGGUGGAAGAAUCAAAAGCUGUAAAUGAUGAGAGGACAAGAGCGAAAGUUGUCAAGGGGGAGGGGGAGGCUCGUGAGAAGAAGAGAACAAAAGAGAAGAACAGAAGCAAGAAGAAACAGCCGAGUGAAAAAUCAACAUUCGUAGACGACGACAAGCUCUCUAUCAACCUCAUGCAUGCAGUCCCGGCAAAUUCGUUCUCGCCUCAGCACGACAAGUUUCUUUCUGCAGGCCUUUCAUCCAUCCCCCCGGCUCCUGCACCUCCUGUUCCUCCUCUCUACCCUCCUUCUGCUCCUCCUCCUCCUCCUCCUCCUCGUGGCUACUGGUCGUCAUUGAGCUACCUUCCUCCCUGGGCGCGGAGAGAUGUGUUUCCUCCCCCCUCAGCCUACAGCCAGUACGACAGCUUCCCUGCUCCUGAAGUGAGCAAGGGAAGCUGGGGAUGGGAGAGAGAUAUGGACAGACGGGAGAGAAGGAGCAGGACAGGGGACCUGCAUGAUGUAGAGAUUGAAGGAUCGGUGGGAAAGAGAGAAAGUCUGCGAGACAAACGAGACGGGCUUCCUCGAUCUGAGCUUGCGAAGGGCAGGGGUGGAGCACGCUUCAACGAGAUGACAGAAAGAGCUGAAGGUCUGCAGGAUCAGGCAGAGCAUGUCAUGCAGCAGAUUCACGAGGCAGAAAAGGUGAUGGAGGAGGCGAAGAAAAAGACGGAGGAGGCCAAGAGCAUGCACGAGGCGCUGGAAAAAGUUCAGGAUCUCAGGGAGAGAGCAACUGAGCGGAAAGCGAAACUUUCUUUCCUCAAGGAGCAGGAGGACGAGUUGAAGUAUCAGAUCUCAUCUGCUGCGGGAAAGAAUGAGGGGGACAGAAAGGGCAGGCACAGGAUGCAGGAGGAGGAGGAGGAGGAGGAGGGGAAGGAGGACCCUACGAGCUCGGGCAUGGCACAUUUGCUGCAAGAGGCCAUCUCUACCAUCAAGGAGACCAACGCUCGCAACAAGGUCCUUGAAGAGAAAAUUGAUCGUGCAGAGAAGAUCUUUCAACAGGAGAUCUUCUCAUGGGAAGAAGCGAUGCGGAGAGAUCUCGACAAAGCGGUUCCCCUCGACAAGUUUCGAGCGACUGGGGCGGGAGGAGGGCGAGUAGGAGGCAGGAGAGGCUUCCUGUCUCCAGAGAGCUUCGAACCUCCGCAGGCUUUCAACAGCUGGGCAAGUGCUCGGCCCUUCUUGCCGCAGGUAGAGGAGGAGGAGGAGGCGCGUGAGCGAAGUGAUAGGGAGCAGGAGACGAAGGGCCGUCGGUCUGUCCACAGCAAGGAGGUUCCAAGUUGGAGGACAGGAACAGAGGAGGAGUGGGUAGCUGGAGACGAGCUUGUCUCCUCCGCCUCCCAGGAUGACUCUCCUCUCCCUCCCCGGAAAUCCGGUCGGGACCAUGCCAAGAUUGCCUCCUCGUCCAGCAUGAGGUACCGCAAACUCCCCGCCCCCCGUGGGCUCUCCGAGCUCCUCGCCAACGCGGGUCUCUCGGGCUACGAGAAGCUCCUCGUGCGCAACGGUUGGGACUCCCUCAGCAGAGUCCAGCUGAUGGCCGAGGAGGACUUGAUGGAGCUGGGAGUGAAGAAGGGUCACGCCCGGGCCAUGAUCCGCGCGUUGAAAGGAGCCUCCAGCUGA
Guillardia theta CCMP2712 is the source of this 3702-nucleotide messenger RNA. RefSeq lists its product as hypothetical. The coding region runs from base 1 to 3702 and encodes 1233 amino acids. The record is from RefSeq and is a predicted model, not a curated record. Lineage: Eukaryota; Cryptophyceae; Pyrenomonadales; Geminigeraceae. The transcript is spliced from 20 exons. Gene Ontology annotation, molecular function: protein binding.